Messenger RNA from Desarmillaria tabescens, 1520 nucleotides. RefSeq lists its product as uncharacterized. The transcript has 4 exons. The coding region runs from base 143 to 1441 and encodes 432 amino acids. The record is from RefSeq and is a predicted model, not a curated record. NCBI's taxonomy places the organism in Eukaryota, Fungi, Basidiomycota, Agaricomycetes, Agaricales, Physalacriaceae.
ACCUGCUUGGGCAAUGCCUUUGCGAAUUCAACUUGCGCCUCAAAAACGCCAAAGAAGCAACGCGAAUCUUAUCGUGGAGUCGGAGUCAGUAAAAAAUCAGAUAAUCUGUAUAGAGGUUCUGCUGGAACGCUGAUAAAAUUUCAUGGCUUUACUAUCUGCCUCGUCAGGCUUCCCCCUACCCCAGGAGCUGACGAACAUGAUCAUCGAUGAGCUCGAAGAAGAUUUUUCUUCUCUGCUGGCCUGUUCUCUUACCUGCCGCUCCUUCCUUUCCCCGUCGCGUAGGCGAAUAUUCUCUGGCGUUGCCUUCGAUAACGCAGCCGACAUCCGAGGAUUCUACGCUAUAUGCUCAGAAUCCCCAGAAAUAUCCUUUUGCGUAAAACGCCUAUACCUGCAGGAUUUUUCCGGUUGGAUUAUCACCGAAGACGAUCUUUUAACGUCCAUCGUGAAAGGCUUAGUUAACCUUGGGACUCUAUCACUGCAGAACAUGUCAUUCCAUAAUCUUUCAAAGGAAGUUAAGCUUUGCUCAUACCGACUAAAGCUCCUAGUCCUUGACGAUAUAGCGGUUGAUGACAUCCAGGAGUUUUGUUCGUUUCUUCGCGGCUGUCGUCAGCUCCAUACGUUGUCGAUAUGUGGCAAUCUUAUCUUUACGGGUGGCCAGUCUGACACCUCUCUUCAUGAGGACGAUGAUGAUCCCUCUCCCGUAUCUUCCCUCCGAAACCUGAUCAUUACAUGUACACCCGGUUCCCGACGACUACUGAACACGAUUCUGGCCUGGCCUACACCACCCGUCCGCAUCGACGGGCUUGAGCAUCUCGCCAUACACAUGCAAUUCGACGGUGAUCCUUAUGACCAUUUAAGCGUAGAGAAUCCUUCGCUUCUGAAGAGAAUCGUAGACCUUAAUCGUGAUAACGAUAAGCUAGUCCGUGUUUCAGCCUUAUUCAUGCAGGCAUGCGUCGAUGGCCGCACCCCUCCCCCCUUUGAUCUUCCUGUAUCUCACCUACGUGCGAUAUCCAUGGACCUAGGAGAUUUCCCAGAUAUAUUAGAAGUCAAUCCGCUUCCUAUCCUGGAGUGGUGGACAAACGCACUCAGACCGUCGCGUAACGUUCCGACCCGCUUGGAGUCUCUGAGAAUUCAGCUGUAUCUUGAUGACAAGAGUACCCAGUGCUGUUCCGCCGCGGGUAGAGAGGCUUGGGCAAACCUCGAUUCAGUUUUGGGAGAUGAAGGUCAUCCACUACGGAGAUUAGCGAUCUGUUUAAUUGGAGGCGAGGAUUCCCCUCUUGGAGAAAUAUCAGAGAUAUUAGAUGUGACGGAGAAUGUCAUCAGAGAGUCCAUGCCUCGCCUCGUCCAGAAGGGAGCUCUGUCUUUCAGUAAAGACUUUGGAGACAGGAAGAUGAGUGGGGUAUUGUCUACUAAAUCGAAUUUGUGGCGAGAUGUAUUGUGACAAUCAGUCUCAUACUGACACGAUAUGGGUGUAAUUUCUCGCAGACCCUCGAAGACGUGCACUGAGGCGCUGUGAAAUG